AUGGCAGCCCGGCUCUUCAUAACCAACAUGGCAGACCGGCUCUUCAUAAUCGACAUGGCAGACCGGCUCUUCAUAAUAAACAUGGCAGAUUGGCUCUUCAUAAUCGACAUGGCAGCCCGGCUCUUCAUAAUCAACAUGGCAGCCCGGCUCUUCAUAAUCAACAUGGCAGGCCGGCUCCUCAUAAUCAACAUGGCAGACCGGCUCCUCAUAAUCAACAUGGCAGCCCAGCUCUUCAUAAUCAACAUGGCAGCCCGGCUCUUCAUAAUCAACAUGGCAGACCGGCUCUUCAUAAUCAACAUGGCAGACCGGCUCUUCAUAAUCAACAUGGCAGCCCGGCUCUUCAUAACCAACAUGACAUCACCUCACACUCCGCAUGGCUGAUAUCGCGUGGUCACGAUGUUUUCCCAUGUGAUGAUAAUAAUCAUAAUACUAGAAAUUUUCGAAAAUAAUCAAAAUCGAAAUUUGCUAUUUUUGAUGACGUGCUACUACUUUGGAAUACAAUCUUGCCUCGUUGGACAAGCUCUGCAUUACAUUCCUCGUAUCCUGUAUUUGUCAAAUUCUUCAUAUUAAUUUUUUUUUGUUUUACUCAGGUUACUUAUAUUGCUACUAUACUUUAUUCUUUGUAUUCCUUAUUUCAUGCACUCCUUCUAUUAUGUUCCUUGUUCUCGUUCAUCCAGGACCAAUAUUUAAGUGAAAGAGUUAUACUCAUUAGUUGAAAAUAGUCAGUUCAUCAUUAGUUAUCCCGUUAUCAUUUGUUGAUGAUGCAUGUCAUCUCUAAUUUUCUGAUGAUACGCGGCCAGUCGUGAAUCUUUUUGAACGAAUUCUAUUUCGUUCUUUUGAAUGAAUUUCUAUAUUUCUGGCCAGUUCUUUAAUCGUUUCAUUGGAGGACGGCGAGUUAAGUGCAGUGGCAGCUUGUGCCUCAUUAACGGUAGUAGAAACAUUCCAGAGCCUUCGUACUCCCCAUUCUGGAGUACUGCUGCCAGCUUUGGGCGCCACUUUUAGCGGGUGCGGCCAUUCUUACUUGAACUGUGGCUGUCAAGAGGGGAAGCAUCGACGUUCAUCCUGGAAUGGGGGCUAAUAUUUUUGUAGACUUAUUAUUACAUUCAUGUUUGGAAAUUGUCCUG
Molecule: messenger RNA, 1124 nt
Organism: Hyalella azteca
Lineage: Eukaryota; Metazoa; Arthropoda; Malacostraca; Amphipoda; Hyalellidae
Exons: 2
Coding region: 1-381 (126 amino acids)
Source: RefSeq, a predicted model, not a curated record